This is a messenger RNA of Aspergillus udagawae, 627 nucleotides long. RefSeq lists its product as uncharacterized. NCBI's taxonomy places the organism in Eukaryota, Fungi, Ascomycota, Eurotiomycetes, Eurotiales, Aspergillaceae. The record is from RefSeq and is a predicted model, not a curated record. Bases 1 to 627 code for a protein of 208 amino acids. The transcript has 2 exons.
AUGGCAGCUCCAAUGGACAUAUCGGCGAGGACAGCGGCCUCUGCUACUUCGCUUGUACCCGCAGCUACUGCCCUACCCGACUUGCUCGAGGAACAGGUGGCCCCGUUCGCACAACUUUAUCGCAUACGGGACUCGUAUCCGGCUGGGACUGGUGCCCGUUGUGGCUGGAUUCAGGAUGAGUUCGACAACAGCGCUGAAGAAUUCGAAUAUCGUUGUUGCGAAGGUGCUUACCCGUAUCAGCUCCUGAGCGCCGGAGACCAGAUGGAGAGUAUGGUCCUGCGCUUUCGUGCGUGCACGGGAGCAGUCAUUGCGGAUAUGGAGACUUCUACUCCCAGCCGUGAAGCGCAGUUGCGCAUGAUCAUGGGCAAGCAAUACUACGCUAGCAGUGACUGGGCGACCAUCUCGAUCGGAGGCACCAAUGUUGGCUUCGGCCAGAUUGCAUACUAUUGUCUGCACUGGUGUAAUAAAGAUGGAUGCGCCCUUGCUAUGGCCAAUGCGGCGACAAAAGUUCCAGUCCGACGAUUUCCGCAAGCAAUUUUCAAGCUGUAUGACAACAUAUUCUUGGAUGCCUUGCCCAGAGGCCUCAGGCAGACGGCUGCCUACUCGUCGUUACUGCAGUGCCUGUAG